AUGUUCAAACAAAGAAUCGUUGGAUAUUUAACAACAGACACUCCGACCAUAUCUAACACUGGAAAAGUUGAAUUUUUUGAAGAAAUUGAAUCUUUGAAAAAAGAAACUAAAAAAUUACGAGACAAUGGCGUUAACAUAAUUAUUGGUCUCGGACAUAGUGGCAUUGAAAAAGAUAAAAUAAUUGCUAAAGAGGUAGAGGAUAUUGAUAUAAUUGUUGGAGGGCAUUCACAUACGUUUUUGUACUCUGGUACUCCACCCAGCAUUGAAAAACCAUAUGGACCGUAUCCACUGUACGUAACAAAUAUUAAAAAUAAAGCUGUACCAAUUUUACAGGCAUACGCAAAUACUAAAUACGCGGGCAAAGUUGUUUUAAAAUUUGAUUCUAAUGGUGACUUAGUUAGUAUCAAUGGUUCACCGACAUUAUUGAAUCAUGAUAUAAAACAAGAUCCAGAAAUGUUGACUGUGGUCGAUAAAUGGAAACCACAAGUAACUAGCAUUACAAACGUUACGAUCGGACGUACGGCUGUCGAGUUGAUAAACAAUUGUCACGAAAUGGAAUGCAAUAUAGGUAACCUGAUAGCUGAUUCUUUCGUAUACUACAAUAUUAUGAAAAAAGAAAAUUACAAUGGUUAUUGGACUGAUGCUCCUAUUGGAAUCGUUCAAUGUGGUGGUAUUCGGACUACACUCAACGAAACUGAUCACGAUGGUUACAUCACUUUAGGGCAGUUAAUCAAUGUCAUGCCAUUCCAAAACAAACUGGUUAAAGUUACUAUUUCUGGAAGUAGCUUAUUAGAAGCAUUUGAACAUAGUGUUUACGACUUUGUAGAGCAUCGAGGCGGAUCUAAAUUUUUACAAGUAUCUGGCGUUUUAAUUGAGUAUAAUUUAGCAAACAGUCCUGGUCACCGAGUCUCUUCAUUAUUAAUCCGAUGCAGUGAUUGUAACGUUCCUAAAUUUGAACCUUUACAGUUAACUGCAAACUAUACAAUAAUAAUGAACAGUUAUAUAGCCGACGGUGGUGAUAAUUUUAAGUCAUUUAAAAACAGAUUAGAGAAAUACAAAGAAUUAGAUAUUGAAGAUUUCAAUGCAACAGCAAUAUAUAUGGAAUCGAUGAGUCCUAUAACUACUGGAGUAGAAGGAAGAAUCAAGUUUGUAUCUAAUAACAAUGAAAAG
Melanaphis sacchari is the source of this 1170-nucleotide messenger RNA. Its product is annotated as protein 5NUC-like. The record is from RefSeq and is a predicted model, not a curated record. Gene Ontology annotation, cellular component: plasma membrane. The annotation marks the transcript as partial. The transcript is spliced from 3 exons. NCBI's taxonomy places the organism in Eukaryota, Metazoa, Arthropoda, Insecta, Hemiptera, Aphididae. Gene Ontology annotation, molecular function: 5'-nucleotidase activity. Gene Ontology annotation, biological process: AMP catabolic process.